This is a messenger RNA of Paramecium octaurelia, 135 nucleotides long. The record is from the annotation of a GenBank genome assembly. Lineage: Eukaryota; Ciliophora; Oligohymenophorea; Peniculida; Parameciidae.
AUGAGAAAGGAAAAGAUAGUCAAUAUGGCAUUUUACUACUUAUUCUAAUCCACUAUGGAUGAAAUAAAGAUAGCUAAUAAAUGUGGAAUACAAUAAUUAAGAUUUUCGCUCAUUUCAACUUUAAGUAAACCCUGA